AAUCGGCCUGUAAUCGCUAAAAUAGAGCGAAGUCCAUCCAUCCAAACACAGUGCCGUAGCCACAACCCGACGGGCCAAAUUCCCAUAUAACUGCAUAUUCCAACGCCCACCACUCCUCUCAGUCCUUCAGGAUUCUGCCGCAAGACCAUUUACCAACAGCUUUCUCACCCCCCCUCCCAGCAACGCCGUCGUCCUUCUCCUGUCCCGCCUCGGGCGUUGCAAUCUCCCUGCCACUUCUCUCCUUUACCCUCCCCCCACAGCGUCUGCCUACCCUCUCCCUCCCGAGUCGCGUCAGCACUGUCAAUUCGCCAUGGCACAAUUAGACACGCUGGACAUCGUCGUCCUGGCGGCCCUCCUGCUCGGCACCAUUGCAUACCUGACCAAGGGCUCGUACUGGGCGGUGACCAAGAGUCCUGCCACGUCCAGCAAUGCCGCCGCCGGCAACAAGCCGCAGAAGACUCGCAACAUCGUGGAGAAGAUGGAGCAAUCCAACAAGAAUUGCGUCGUCUUCUACGGCUCGCAGACUGGAACGGCGGAGGACUACGCCUCGCGGCUGGCAAAGGAGGGCAAGAGCCGCUUCGGCCUGGAGACCAUGGUCGCCGAUUUGGAAGAAUACGAUUUCGACAACUUGGACUCCCUUGGCGACGACAAGGUCGCAAUGUUUGUUCUCGCUACCUACGGCGAGGGUGAACCGACCGACAAUGCCGUUGACUUCUACGAAUUCAUUACCGCCGAGGAUGCUUCGUUCUCGCAGGCCGCCGACCCGCCUCUCGGGAACUUGAAGUUCGUGGCCUUCGGUCUGGGGAACAACACCUACGAGCACUACAAUUCUAUGGUACGCAAUGUUACAAAGGCCUUGGAGAAGCUCGGUGCCCAGCGAAUUGGAGCGGCAGGAGAGGGAGAUGACGGUGCAGGUACCAUGGAAGAAGAUUUUCUCGCCUGGAAAGACCCCAUGUGGAAGGCUCUGGCAGAGAAGAUGGGUCUCGAAGAGCGUGAGGCUGUCUACGAUCCCGUCUUCACGGUUGAGGAGAAGGAGGACCUGACCAAGGAAUCCCCCGAGGUCUACCUUGGUGAGCCGAACAAGAUGCAUCUCGAGGGCGCCGCCAAGGGCCCCUUCAACGCCCACAACCCAUACAUCGCCCCCAUCACCGAAUCCCGAGAGCUCUUCAACGUCAAGGACCGGAACUGCUUGCACAUGGAGAUUGAUAUCAGCGGCUCCAAUCUGAGCUACGAGACGGGAGACCAUAUCGCAGUCUGGCCAACCAACCCCGGAAAGGAGGUUGACCGCUUCCUCCGUGUUACCGGCCUAAUUGCAAAGCGCGACCAGGUCAUCAGCGUCAAACCCCUGGAGCAGACUGCAAAGGUUCCCUUCCCCUCGCCUACGACCUACGAUGCAGUUGUGCGUUACCACAUGGAAAUCUGCGCUCCCGUGUCUCGUCAAUUCCUUGCUACUCUGGCUGCUUUUGCACCCACAGAGCAGGCAAAGGCGGAGAUGACCAAGCUUGGAAAUGACAAGGACUACUUCCAUGAGAAGAUCACCAACCGAUGUUUCAACAUUGCUCAGGCAUUGGAAGCGGUCGGCGGCCAAGAUCAAUGGACGGCCAUCCCAUUUUCUGCUUUGAUUGAAGGCUUGAACAAGGUGCAACCACGAUACUACUCGAUCUCGUCGUCAUCGCUGGUGCAGAAGAAGAAGAUCUCCAUCACCGCUGUCGUUGAAUCAGUCGAGCUCCCCGGCCGGGACGCCCUCAAGGGUGUCACCACAAACUAUCUACUGGCAUUGAUGCAGAAGCAGCAGGGUGUCGCGAACCCGGACCCUCAUGGCCUCACCUACGAGAUUACCGGUCCACGAAACAAGUACGAUGGUAUCCACGUCCCCGUCCACGUCAGACAUUCAAAUUUCAAGCUUCCCUCGGAUCCCUCUAAGCCUAUUAUUAUGAUUGGUCCCGGUACUGGUGUCGCCCCGUUCCGCGGCUUUAUCCAAGAGCGAGCGGCUCAGGCGAAGGCUGGGCAGAACGUUGGCCGGACCCUCCUCUUCUUCGGAUGCCGAAAAGCAUCCGAGGAUUUCUUGUACUCAUCGGAAUGGAAGGAAUACGAAGAUGCCCUAGGUGAUAAGUUCUCGCUGAUCACCGCAUUCUCUCGAGAUGGGCCCAACAAGGUUUACGUCCAGCACCGAUUACUUGAGCAGGCGAAGGAGGUCAACGAAUUAUUGGAGCAGAAGGCGUACUUCUACGUCUGCGGCGAUGCGGCGAACAUGGCGCGCGAGGUUAACGCGGCGUUGAUUAAGAUAACGGCGGAGCAGCGGGGCAUUCCGGAUGCCAAAGCUGAAGAGAUCGUGAAGAGCAUGCGUUCAGCAAACCAGUACCAGGAGGAUGUGUGGUCAUAGACAAAAAAAGCCAACAGUGGGCUUGUGUUAGCUCGUUGGCGUAAUUUUUGGAGGGGGGUUGAGAGAGAGAAAGGGGUCCAGAGAUAUUAAGGGACUUGAUUGACUGCUUGCUGGCUUGCAUAGUGGCGUUUUUCGUCCUGUUGUUUUUCUCCCUUUUUCGUGCCACCACCACGUCCGUAUUUUUCUGGGAGAGGGGGGUUGUAUAAGUUGUUCUCUUUUCUUUUUCUUGUUUCUCCUUUCCCCGUCAAAGUGCAGUGCAGUGCAGUGCAGUAGCAAGCACUGGUAUGAUAAGUAAGUAGGGUUGUGAAG
Molecule: messenger RNA, 2692 nt
Organism: Amorphotheca resinae ATCC 22711
Lineage: Eukaryota; Fungi; Ascomycota; Leotiomycetes; Helotiales; Amorphothecaceae
Exons: 3
Coding region: 311-2383 (690 amino acids)
Cellular component (GO): cytosol
Molecular function (GO): flavin adenine dinucleotide binding; FMN binding; NADPH-hemoprotein reductase activity
Source: RefSeq, a predicted model, not a curated record